CACAACUCCAAGUCGAAGAAAGUCCGCCGCAGUCAUUUCACAUCGUGCACUGCGCGCAAGCAUGGGCAUGGCGGUGGCCGAGUCGACAAAGAAGCCCCGCGCGAUGCUGCCGCCCAAGCUCGUCAUGACCGAGAACGAGUACCUCACCCAGUACAUGCACACGCUGCAAGAGAAGCUCCGGCAUCUCCAGACGCGACAGACGACGCUACUGCCGUGGGCCGACGUUGUCCGGGCGCUCGCCGACGAGACGCUGCAGUGCGUGCACACCAACCGCCAGCUCUGGCGCCGUGUCAACGACCACGUCGCCGUCCUGGACCUCUUGCACGCGUGGAUUCAGAGCACGUUGGACUCGACGUCGGCGCACCACUGGUCGCGGUCGCCACGCCUCUUUGCCGGCGAUGUCUUGCCCCGCCACUUUGCCAUCAAGUGGCUCGCGAUGCAAAUGUACCACCAGCGCGAGACGGCGUUCGCACAUGCCGAUGCUUUUGGGAACGAAGAUGCCUCGUUUGUCCGCGCACAGCCCACCGGCGGGUUUGUGGGCGUUGCUCAGCUCUUUUCACCGCACACGAUCGACUCGAUUGUGGACGCGUGGGUCAUGGGGCAAGCCGAGUACGCCGUUCACUCGUCGACGAUGGCGGUGGUCGUCACGUCGCCCGAGGUUGACAUAGCCUACGCUCGCGAGACGACGGCGCUGAGUCCAAACCAGUGGCUGGUGGGCAACUGCAUUUACGGCCGCUUCACGCAGCGUGAGUCUAAAGCCACGACAAUUGUCAUGCGGACGAUGACCAACGACGAGAUGCAACCGAUCGAUAUGCCGCUCUGGACCGCGGGCUGUCAACUCUGGAUAUCGAUGGCGAAAGCAACCGAGACGACAACAUGCGUCAAAGUCUAUUUUUCCAUGGACCACCCGCGGUCGUCCCAUGGUCCCAUUGAUUUGAUCGAGCUCACAAGAGCGCUAGAGACGCUGCCGAAUAUCACUGCUCUCGAGCGCGUCGUCCGAGCACGCUGCCGCGAAUUUCAAACGCGGUUGCUAGCGUAUGUCUACUCGUUUCUGAACACGAAAUAAAACGUGGUGUACACUAAUACAAUCUUGC
This is a messenger RNA of Saprolegnia diclina VS20, 1094 nucleotides long. RefSeq lists its product as hypothetical. The record is from RefSeq and is a predicted model, not a curated record. The coding region runs from base 62 to 1066 and encodes 334 amino acids. Lineage: Eukaryota; Oomycota; Saprolegniomycetes; Saprolegniales; Saprolegniaceae. The transcript has 3 exons.